Molecule: messenger RNA, 1935 nt
Organism: Oppia nitens
Lineage: Eukaryota; Metazoa; Arthropoda; Arachnida; Sarcoptiformes; Oppiidae
Product: aladin-like
Exons: 4
Coding region: 212-1915 (567 amino acids)
Biological process (GO): nucleocytoplasmic transport
Cellular component (GO): nuclear pore
Molecular function (GO): protein binding
Source: RefSeq, a predicted model, not a curated record
UACUGUAGAUUCCCCAGGAAUUCCCACGGAGUGAAAACAUAUGGAACUUUUGGAUUAUAAAAGGAGGGAAUAAAUGUGAAUGUUAUCGAACCCUAAAUAUAAUAAUCGUUUGAAUGAAACAUUUGAAUCGUUUAGUGAUUGAUAUUAACAACACCUGAGUUGACACUAAUUAUUGAAGACAUCGGUGAAGACAUACAUCACACGCCAGACAAUGUCAUCGUUGGACACAUUGCCGGCUCCCGACCCGACCAGAGGUUACCGUACUUUACGCGAACACAACGAAUAUCUUGAGGACGGAGACGCCGACUGUUUGGUCAUCGAUGAAGCUCAAAUAUAUCCAACAAUUCAAGUGAAAAACGGAGACAUAAUUAAGCCGACGGUUACUAAUGAAAAGGUCGACAAUAUUUUUAUUACAAGAGAUGAAACACUUAGGAAGCGCUUUGUUCGAUGUCUUCGCGUCAAUGGUUUGAUUCCGUCUCUUGAGAUGAUUAGAGACUAUGAUAAUUACGUUAACAUUGAAAACAGUCGUCUCAUAAGAUUUAACCAAAUAAUUGCCGGAUUUAUACUACAUUUAUGGCAACUCUUACUCAACUUUUACGUCUUUAUAUAUCCAUUUGCUUUGCACUCAAAUGAAGAAUUGGGCCAAGAGUUUAGUAAAUCAAUGGAUUGGAAGAAAGGUUUGAUUCGUACCUUUGAAUGGCAUCCGGAAGGCCUCAAAUGUGCCGUUUGUCACAUAAAUGAUUGCAUUUAUAUCUAUUCGGCAAACACUUCAUUAAUUGCAUUGCUUAAACAUAUUAACCAAUCAAAAGUGAUGGCAAUGUCUUGGAGUCCAACUCGUGAGGAGAUUCUAGUAGUUUGUUGUCAGUCAGCGAUUAUCAUUUGGACAGUCGAUUCUAAUUCACAACAAUUGCGUCCGAAAUCAGAAAGCAUUCGUAUAAUAAAUAAGGGAUUUAAGAGUCCAUUAACCGAUCUCUCAUUUGAUCCAAGCGGACAAUUUUUAGUUGCAUGUAGUCCUCAAUCAUCGAUGUUAUACAUUAUAGAUAUUGAUAAACUUUCGAUUGACAAAACCAUUAGACGAUUUGGUGUUUGUUUUACAAGACUUUUUUGGUCUCCCGAUGGUAACCGUCUAAUGACUAGUACUACUGGCCAUUAUAUAUGUGUUUUUGAAACAAAGAACUGGUCAUCUGCUAAAUGGUCAGAAAAUUUCAGUGAUAUUUGUCAAACUGCGUGUUGGAGUCGACCCAAUGGACGAAUACUUCUAUUUACUUCGAGAGACAAUCCAACUGUCUUUGCCAUACCUUUUUAUGAUAGUCCGCAACCCAAUGAUGUCGGCGGUACGCGAAAGUGUUUAGAAGUAUUAGACUUAUCUGAACGACAAUUUCCCAAUGGUGUCAAAGUUGGUGGUAAUAUUCAUCAAAUGAUUUGGGAUAAGAAUAGCGAACGACUGGCCAUAUCUUUUAAAGAUAAUAACGAAUACAUAGCGUUAUACAAGACAGUGAUCCGAUCCAAUCUAGAAGUGACACCAAUUGGUUUUAUUCACGGCGUAAGCACUGAGAUACCGCUUGUCUUGACAUUUCACAACACUUUCCGAAGCGGUUCUCUACUUACCAUAUGUUGGAAUAGUGGUGUUGUCUCUUAUAUUCCUCUUCAGUUUGACUCCAAAGCCAAUAAGUCAAUGUACACAAAGGGUACUCCACGACCACUCACGUCGUUUUGUGUGACGUCCCCUAAUGUCAGCAUUCAAUCACACGGAACGUCAUUCAGAGGAACACCAUUUAGAAUGUCUACGACAUUCAAUUCUCCAGUAAAUCAUUUAAAUCCAAACGAUUCGGUUUUAUCGCCAAAAAGACCACUACUUUUCACUCAAUUAGCUAAUAAUUCAUUACACGACACGAGUUAUAAUUCACUGCAAUAAUUGUUUUUUUAUUAUUUAUU